Messenger RNA from Fusarium graminearum PH-1, 1119 nucleotides. RefSeq lists its product as uncharacterized. The coding region runs from base 1 to 1119 and encodes 372 amino acids. NCBI's taxonomy places the organism in Eukaryota, Fungi, Ascomycota, Sordariomycetes, Hypocreales, Nectriaceae. The transcript has 4 exons. The record is from RefSeq and is a predicted model, not a curated record.
AUGGACUAUACAUCGUUCUGUUCUACGAACCUCGCUGGAGACGAGCCUAUUGGUGUCAGAGAGAGUUUCGACGAAGACAAAUGCCGUAACGUUCUCGUGCGAUACUGCGCCCACAUCCCUCGCAACUACCAGUAUCGUGACGGUAUCCAACUUGUAUUUCUGGUGCUGCGAGACCAUCUUGGAGACGAACUCCUUGGGCUUGCGGGAGGUGUGCUCUACGAGAUGAUCGAGGUCGAUUGCCACUAUUCAGAUGAUCCAGGCGCAGCAUUUCAACGCUGGAGACACGAUCAUCUAAACAGACAUGCAGACCUCGAGCUCCCUCACAUUCCGCACCUGAAUACCGUUACAUCCAGCAUCAUCCCAACCACUGCAUUAAUGCAGUGGAGAGAGGGUCACCCCCAAAGAUACCACACGCGGCUUUCCGAUUAUUCGCCUGCAAAAAUGAGGUCUUCUUUGUACCCAAGUGGUAUCGGAACACGGAAGAUUUGGAAGAUAGAACACACCAUGUACGUCUCAUCGCGCCACGGAGGGACGCGGGCGUUUCGACAACUCAAAGCCAGUGAGUUUCACGAAAUGCAAUGGAAUGAGAACAUUGAACACAAAGGGAGACUUGUGGGCGAAAAGUCAAUUGAUCUAGGGGAGCUACAGAAAAGGGGGACUGCAGAAAGCUUGUCUGAACAGAACGGGCAAGCCACCCAUCAUCGUCGUUCGUCAAGUUUGAGGGUCAUGGGACAUGAGAAGAUAACCGAAAUAAUACACAGGUUCCGUUUGACAGAGAAGAGCAAUGGAACGGACAGGGUACCUCGAGUCGUAUCAGAACAGGAUAAUCAUACAACCUUAUUGGUUAACGGCAUGUUGGAGCAACGACUGGACACUCCUGUCAGAGAUUACGAAAUACCAAACGCGAACUUUGCACGGAAAUUUGGCCUGUUCACGGAUAACAGACCAUUGCCGCCUUUCAUAAGAGAACUACCAGUUGCGGAAGAUAUUGCACUGGAAAUGGCCAUAGGCUACCAACCGAAGGAAUUGGUGUACGCAAGAAGAUUUCCAGGCCCCUUCACACCUCAACUUUGGUUUGAUAGUGGUAUUGAUUACCGUUGGAAGCACAGUUCAUGUUGA